CAACAUGCGAACAGGCGUCCAGCUCCGUGUCUAAACCACCAUGACGGACUCGCGUCGUCCUCGUCGCCGCCGUUCACCGCCUUCCAGCUGCUCCGCCGACAACGAGACGCGCUUCGCGUCCUGACGCGUGCUUUACUUUACUGCGUCCCAGCCGGUGCGUUCGCGUCUCGCGGCGAGCGUCGAUGGUCGGUGGUGGUCUGUAACAUUCGCUUGUGCGUUAUUCCGAAUCUGCACCGAAUCGGAAGCUGCAGCAGCGACGUCCCACGAAGGAACAUCCCCCUCGAGUUUAUUAUAGGAGAGCACGCGCCGCAAGCCAGGGACUCGACGCGGAGACACACGAGAGCCAACAUGUUCGAAGUCAGAGGGAUCCCCUUUGUUGUGCUGGACGUAGCCUGUCUGAUUCUAGCCGGAAUUCCAUUUCUAAUACUCAAUGUGCAGGCCAGGCCUUUCCGCCGAGGGUUUUUCUGUAAUGAUGAUUCAAUCAAGUACCCGUAUAAAGAAGACACCAUUUCCUAUCAGUUGUUAGGAGGUGUUAUGGUUCCUGUCACAGUGCUCACUAUGAUCUUGGGCGAGUGCCUCUGCGUUUACCUGAAGCGCCUCCAGUCCAAGUCCUCCUUUGGCAGCUACGUUGCCUGCGUUUACAAAGCCGUGGGCACCUUCGUGUUCGGUGCCGCCAUGAGCCAGUCUCUGACAGACAUCGCCAAGUACUCCAUUGGCCGACUGCGACCGCACUUCCUAGACGUUUGCAAACCUGACUGGAGACUCAUCAACUGCACGUCAGGGUCUUACAUUGAAAACUUCACCUGCACUGGAGACGCAGCAAAGGCAAACGAGGGCAGGCUGUCCUUCUAUUCCGGCCACUCCUCCUUCUCCAUGUACUGCAUGCUGUUCCUGGCUCUCUACCUCCAGGCUCGACUGCAGGCUGACUGGGCCCGGCUGCUGAGGCCCACACUGCAGUUCUUCCUCAUUGCAGCCUCCGUGUACACGGGACUGUCGAGGGUGUCCGAUUAUAAACACCACUGGAGCGAUGUGCUGAUUGGACUCCUGCAGGGUGCCCUCAUGGCUAUACUGGUGGUCUUCUACGUGUCUGACUUCUUUAAGAAAGAUGUGAAUGCCCAUAAAAAGUCAGAGAUCCCCCACACAACCUUGCAGGAGACGCCAACGAAUGGAAACCACUUCGAGAGCCCCAACUGAGCUAAUGAAGACGCACGUCCAGGAUCCCAGCUCUCUGACCUUGCAUCUCACUCAAACUCCCAAAUACCCCGCAUGGAUUUACAGCAUUGAUUCCUGCAUUACGCAAACUAGUGGAUGUGUGCGUGCCACACAACACAUUUGGAAACCACAACUCAAACCUGAUCAAGUUUUAAGCAACACAAUGUCUUUUUUUUAUCUGAAAGGAGGAGAAACAACCCUUGCUGGGUUAAAGACUAAAGAUUCUGUAUGGAAUGUAUUGACCUACUGAGCUGGUGGGAGGACUGGCCUGCAUGUACCCACAAAGGGUCUGACCACUGCUAGGAGACAAACGUGGGAAACCUGUGAAUGUAACCCUGCUUUGUGCUUUGUGACCUGGAGCCAAUUUGCUAAAAAAAGGUCUGAUUUAGGGUCAGUUUUAACUCAUAACUUGCUGCCUUGGGUCCAGUGGUAAUUAAAGGGCUAAUCAUCACAAGGCCGGCCUGUGCUGGGAGCUAAAACUAAUCCUAGACCAGAGGGCAACGGGGCUUCAGAGCUGAAGCUGCUGACGUCUUAUUCUCCGACCACCCGACGCGUGCUGUGGUAGACGUUAAGAGUCUGAAGUUAGCUUACAGUGAGUCCUGUGUUGCCUUUGCUGAACUGCUGCUAUCUCAGCUCCUUGUGUAUCGAAGAACUACAGUAAUAGAAACAUAUGAAUACAACAGUGUGGUUUGUAUAAUCUGUAUGUUAAAAUAAAUCAUACAGACUUUUAUUGAAAAACGUAUGUACAAAUAUCUGUUAAGGAAAAUAAAGCCAUUCACUAAACACAAACAUGUUAAAGGUUUGUAUUUUGUCAUGAGCUGUCACAUAAAAUUUAAGUAUAACGUAUCAAAUGUAUUUCAUAACACAUUUUGUUCAAUAAAGCAUGACUGUUCAACUCA
Betta splendens (Siamese fighting fish) is the source of this 2111-nucleotide messenger RNA. It is a transcript of the gene plpp1a, whose product is annotated as phospholipid phosphatase 1a. Lineage: Eukaryota; Metazoa; Chordata; Actinopteri; Anabantiformes; Osphronemidae. Gene Ontology annotation, molecular function: phosphatidate phosphatase activity. Gene Ontology annotation, biological process: phospholipid dephosphorylation; phospholipid metabolic process; signal transduction. The transcript is spliced from 6 exons. The record is from RefSeq and is a predicted model, not a curated record. Bases 349 to 1194 code for a protein of 281 amino acids.